AAAAUACUUUCCGCCCCUUUCCCAUCCAGAUGGAGGGAAAUGUACGCAUUAUAGCAGCUGCUUUAAUAUUCGCUUCUGUGAAUUUGCGAGGUGUCGUACAAACCUUCCUUUAUAAUAAUCGGUAUGAAGGAGAUCAAGUAAUUCGAUUAAUUCCAAAAACUGAACAGGAAGUGGAAGCGCUAAAAACCAUCAGUGAACAGGUCAAAGUGGAUUUAUGGCAACCUAGCAGUAUUGCUUCUUUUAAACCUGGUGGUGUAGUGGAUAUACAUGUACCUAGUAACAGCUCACAACAGUUCUUCCAGUUGCUUCUUCAAACUGGCAUUACACUUAAGAUCCUUGUUUCUGACCUUCAAGAACUAAUGGAGAAGCAGAGUGGCUCCAGUACUCGAUGCCGCCGGUCCAAUCCUGUCUACAACUAUGAAGUCUAUCAUACUUUAGAAGAGAUACAAAAUUGGAUGCUUCAGAUGAAUCAAACCCAUUCUCAACUCCUUUAUCUUUCCUCAAUUGGAAAUUCAUAUGAAGGGAGACCUCUCUUUGUUCUUCAGUUAGGCAAGAGAUCACAUCCUUUCAAGAAAGCAGUGUGGAUAGAUUGUGGCAUUCAUGCCAGAGAAUGGAUUGGCCCAGCCUUUUGUCAAUGGUUUGUCAAAGAAGCUGUAGAAACAUACCACAGUGAUCCUGUAAUGAGAAGACUUCUAAAUCAACUCUAUUUCUACAUCAUGCCUGUUUUUAAUGUAGAUGGGUACCAUUAUAGCUGGACAAAGGAUCGAUUCUGGAGAAAAACACGUUCUAACACUACUUAUUUCAAUUGCCAUGGUGUUGACGCCAAUCGUAAUUGGAAGAUCAAAUGGUGCAGUGAAGGCGCAUCAUUGCAUCCUUGUGCUGAUACAUACUGUGGACCCAUGCCAGAAUCUGAGCCAGAAGUAAAGGCAGUUGCGACCUUCCUACGUAAAAACAAGAAACAAGUUAAAGCAUAUUCAUUCCAUUCAUAUUCACAAAUGCUCCUAUACCCUAUUUCCUAUAGGGAUGCAAAUCCUAAUUUUAAUUGUGUGGAAUCUGCAGCAUUCAAAGCUGUCAAUGCUCUUCAGUCUGUGUACGGUAUCAAAUACAAACAUGGGCCGGCAUCUAGCACUUUGUAUGUCACUUCUGGUAGUUCUAUCGAUUGGGCCUAUAAACAUGGGAUUCCUUAUGCGUUUGCAUUUGAACUACGAGAUACUGGAUAUUAUGGAUUUUUGCUGCCAGAAUCUUUAAUUAAACCCACAUGUACAGAGACGACAUUAGCCAUCAAAAAUAUUACAAACCAUCUCCUAAAAAAAUGCCCAUUGAACUGAGGAACAAUUUAUCAUCACAUGAUUUGAUU
Molecule: messenger RNA, 1357 nt
Organism: Pristis pectinata (smalltooth sawfish)
Lineage: Eukaryota; Metazoa; Chordata; Chondrichthyes; Rhinopristiformes; Pristidae
Gene: cpa6
Product: carboxypeptidase A6
Biological process (GO): proteolysis
Molecular function (GO): zinc ion binding; metallocarboxypeptidase activity
Source: RefSeq, a predicted model, not a curated record